This is a messenger RNA of Aplysia californica (California sea hare), 1030 nucleotides long. RefSeq names its product proline-rich receptor-like protein kinase PERK9. The record is from RefSeq and is a predicted model, not a curated record. The annotation marks the transcript as partial. Lineage: Eukaryota; Metazoa; Mollusca; Gastropoda; Aplysiida; Aplysiidae. The transcript has 2 exons.
UGGAGGCCUGCGUCCACUGGCCCUGGCAACCCACGGACCGGACCCUGACCCCGCCACCAGCACUCAAGCCCCACCUGCCGACGACCUGUUCCCGGCCAUGUUUCCCCAGGACUCCUUCCAGAACGUGUGGCAGAGCGGCAUCUGGGAGUUACGCUACCACAACCCCUUGCUCAGAGGGCUACCCAGGGGGCUGUCUGACAGGGCUCCCACCGCGGGGCUACAGAGCCCCAGCCCCAGCCCUAGCCCCAGUUCCAGCCCCGCCCCACCCUGGCUCCUGGGGAUCUCCGGAUGGGAGGGGUUUGGGGUUUCCCCGCCUAACCCCAGCCCCGCUUUACCGCCACACAUCAUGUGGUCUGAGGAUCUCUUCAUGCCUUCGCUUUUCCCGCACAGCCCCACGCCUGCCCACGCCCUGGCCUCUCCUACCACCACUAGCCCACCGCCCACCAACCACCCACGACUCACCGACCCACUACCUCCGGCGGCGGCAGCGGCGGCAGCUUCACGCCCAGCGGCAGAACAAGAGAUGCUUUCCUCCAGCGACGACGGGGACGCCGGGACUGCUGGCGGCGGAGAAAAAAAGCCAGCGGCGGCGGCGGCGGAGACUGCGGCGAUGUUGAGGGAGACAGGCGGUGGAGAUGUCGCGAGUUCUGAGGAGGAGCGCGGCGGAUUGAACCCGUCGGCUGCCGUGGCCGUCUCGCUCUCCGCGGCGGUCGUUAUCUGCUGCGUGGUCGUCGGCGUCGUGGUCGGCGUGAUGGUGAGGAGGCGUCAGUUUGCCGCGCGCGAGAGUGGCGGCGACAACAAUAAGUGCAGCUUCAUGGGAGUUGGGGAGGGCGGCCUGGAUUCGAACCGCGACCUUAAACUGGAUGGGCGACUCAACGACUACACUUGUUGGUCGCACAUCACCUCUCUCAACGUAGGCGGAGGCGACGGCAGUCACGCGGGCGGAAAUUCUCCGCGCGUCAGUAACACGCUGGCGGUUCACAACCCCAACAAGUAUUCUCACUUUAUGGUGGCAGACAACAAGAACUGA